This is a messenger RNA of Dreissena polymorpha, 1923 nucleotides long. RefSeq lists its product as uncharacterized. The record is from RefSeq and is a predicted model, not a curated record. Lineage: Eukaryota; Metazoa; Mollusca; Bivalvia; Myida; Dreissenidae. The transcript is spliced from 2 exons. Bases 345 to 1880 code for a protein of 511 amino acids.
UAGUCACAAUUUUUUUCCAUGAGUAAUUGAUGUUUCACUUUUUUUUAAUUAAAAGCCGUUCAGUUUGAAAUCAAAGUCGGCAUAAUUAUCGCCAAUUAUCACGUAGGAAUCAUCCGUUAAAGAAAAUUAUAUUUUUCUCUGAACUUUCUGUUUGCAUCUAAAAGUGUAACAAAUUAGCAAUGAAGGUGUUGUAAACUUACGUGGCGGCCAAAAUAUCCAAGAUCCAGAAGAAUUGAGAAAUUUAUUUGGCGUUUGAAAUAGUGUUUUAAAAUCAUGUAAAUUAAUGUACGUAUUUCUUCACGAGUGUUUAUUUAUUGUGUGUGAGUGUUGUGGAAUCUGUGAAAAUGCCGUUCGAACGAAGUAAUGGAAAACAAUGCGUUGUUGUGGGUUGUAACAACAACCAAAAGACACUCUAUCAAUGGACUAAUGCUGUCUGCGAAGAACAUAAAAUGCAACACAAAGACUGUCCAUGUUUAAAGCCGUUUAGAUUUCAUUGCAUUCCAAAGGAUGAAGAUAUGAGAAUGGCCUGGAUCAAAUCAAUCAAUAGAAAGGACUUCAAACCAUCAUCCGUAUCAUUGGUAUGCUCAUUGCAUUUCCUCGAUGGAAGACCAACAAAGCAGAAUCCAGUUCCAGUUGUUAACAUGGGUUACAUGCCAUUCACACCGAGAACCCGGGCACGGACACCACUCAAACGAAAACCAUUGGUGCCAAAAUUCAAAGAAAACAUUGUGGAUGAAGCUAUUUUGAAUGACAUCGAUGAGCUAGCACCCGAAACAGAAGUUUGCGCUGCUGCUAAUCAAAGUACCACAGAGUCUUCAACUGCUGAGAAAUGUUCUGUUGUGUAUGUGUGUUGCCAUUCACAACCAGAGCUGUGCAAGAAACGAUUUGUUGAAACAAGUACGCAAACUCAAGAUUUGGUAGUUUUGGACCAUGCCUACUCAUACCUGAAGUCAACGCGAUCAACAGGAACACAACACACAACAACGGAAUUUAAUGUUGGUACAAUAUCAAAUGACAGUGAUGCCAGAUUUUAUACAGGUCUGACUUUGAGUGUGUUACUUUCCCUUGUUAGUGCUUUGACUCCAUUUGCAAAUAAGUUGCAAUACAAACUGAAUGUUGGCGAUCAAAUUCUUGCAGUUCUCAUUCGUCUACGUCUUGGUUUGUCGUUUAAGGACAUUGCAACAAGGUUUGGAGUGUCAACUCCACUAGCAAGUAAAAUGUUUAAGUCGUGGAUGACUAUAAUGGCAGAUAAUUUGAGUGACUGUGUAUGCUGGUUACCACGUGAAACCAUUAGAAGGACCCUGCCAGGAUCCUUUGAUGAGACAUACCCGCGCACGACUUGCAUUAUAGAUUGUUCUGAGAUUUUUAUUCAGAGACCGUUUUCCUUGAAGGCUCGUGCGCAGACGUGGAGCACUUACAAGUCCCACAACACAGCAAAGUUUUUGGUUGCUAUCGCACCUAAUGGAUUCAUAAUGUUCAUUUCCCCAUUAUAUGGUGGCAGAGCCAGUGACAAUUUCAUUACUAAGUCCAGUGGUUUUUUAAAUUAUCUUCUGCCUGGUGACGAAGUUAUGGCAGAUAGAGGCUUUACCAUUGGGGAAGAGCUCUGUGCAAGGCGCGUGAAACUCAAUAUACCAGCUUUCAUGAAAGGAAGGUCACAGCUAUCAGAGCAAGAGACAAUCGAUUCCAGGAGGAUAGCUUCUGUUAGAAUACAUGUUGAGCGAGCGAUAAUGAGGAUGAAAUCCUACAGACUUCUAAACACAACAUUGCAAAUUAAAUCAUUAAAGUCACACAACCUUGACAAAGUUUUGAGGGUUGUAGCUUGCCUGUGCAACAUGCACGACUCUUUAAUAAGACAACCAGAUGAUUGUGAGCAAGCAUGAUUGUCUUGUAUUGUUAGAUGUACUAGCCAUAAACCAGUGCCCU